AUGGGUGGCAUUUGUGGUUCACGUAUCAUCAUGCAGCCCAAUUCCACGCCAGGAGUGACAGUUGCUCUGUCGAUUCGCAUCACCUGCAAACCAUGUGAAAUUGGUGCCGAUAUUCGUCCAUACAACCGUGCCAAAAGGAUGGUUACAAUGGGAGGGCUUAGAUCAGGUUCGGGCGAGGAGUCUCCCAAACCACAUACCCCCACAUACAGACGUUUUAAGCAGUUUUCAGCUUUGGAGUGGGAGAGGGGGAGGCGGGUGGAGGUUGGUGGUAGUCGAAAAAUUAACUGGCGUCAGAUCGUGGUAAAAAAAGACAUUGCCGACGGAGGAAAUCAAAGUGGCGCCAUUCCUGAGAUGGCGAAGGAGAAAUUUUGUUGUGCCAGAAAGAAGAGUGAUGCAGAGCAAGCUGAAGAGAUUGAGUGA
Echinococcus granulosus is the source of this 420-nucleotide messenger RNA. RefSeq lists its product as hypothetical. The transcript is spliced from 2 exons. NCBI's taxonomy places the organism in Eukaryota, Metazoa, Platyhelminthes, Cestoda, Cyclophyllidea, Taeniidae. The record is from RefSeq and is a predicted model, not a curated record. Bases 1 to 420 code for a protein of 139 amino acids.